AUGUCCAACCUCGGUAACGGCCUUGGCAACAUUGACUGGGGAAACCAGCAGCUCUCCAAGUUUGAGAAGAACUUCUACAUUGAGGACGAGCGCGUCACCAGGCGGUCCGAGGCCGAGAUCGAGCAGUUCCGUGCCGACAAGGAAAUGAAGAUCCAAGGUCGCAACAUCCCCCGCCCCAUCACUGCCUUCGACGAGGCCGGCUUCCCAGAAUACGUCAUGUCCGAGAUCCGUGCUCUUGGCUUCCCCGCCCCUACCUCCAUCCAGUGCCAGGCCUGGCCCAUGGCGCUCUCCGGUCGCGACGUCGUCGCCAUCGCCGAGACUGGUUCCGGAAAGACAAUCUCCUUCGCCCUCCCCGCUAUGGUCCACAUCAACGCCCAGCCCCUCCUCGCCCCCGGUGACGGACCCAUCGUCCUCAUCCUCGCCCCCACUCGUGAGCUCGCGGUCCAGACACAGGCCGAGUGCUCCAAGUUCGGCAAGUCCUCCAGGAUCCGCAACACUGCCGUUUACGGUGGUGCGCCCAAGGGCGGCCAGAUCCGCGACCUUCAGCGCGGUGUCGAGAUCGUCGUUGCUACUCCCGGUCGUCUCAUCGACAUGCUCGAGAGCGGCAAGACCAACCUCAAGCGGGUCACCUACCUCGUCAUGGAUGAGGCCGACCGCAUGCUCGACAUGGGUUUCGAGCCCCAGAUCAGGAAGAUCGUCUCCCAGAUCCGUCCCGACCGUCAGACCCUCCUCUUCUCGGCCACCUGGCCCAAGGACGUCCAGCGUCUUGCCGCCGACUUCCAGCACGACUUCAUCCAGGUCAACAUUGGAUCCAUGGAUCUGUCGGCCAACCACAACGUCAAGCAGAUCAUCGAGGUCUGCUCCGACUACGACAAGCGUCAGAAGCUCUUGAAGCACCUCGAGGCCAUCUCGCAGGAGAACGCCAAGGUCAUCAUCUUCGUCGGCACCAAGCGUGUCGCCGACGACUUGACCAAGUUUAUGCGCACAGACGGCUGGCCCGCUCUCGCUAUUCACGGUGACAAGCAACAAGCAGAGCGUGACUGGGUUCUUGCCGAGUUCAAGGCUGGCCGAUCCCCGAUCAUGUUGGCGACAGACGUGGCUUCUCGUGGUCUUGACGUCAUCAACUACGACUUCCCCAACAACUGCGAAGACUACAUCCACCGAAUUGGUCGUACCGGUCGUGCCGGAUCCACCGGUACCUCGAUCACCUUCUUCACCACUGACAACUCCAAGAACGCCCGGGAACUGAUUGGCAUUCUGACCGAGUCCAAGUCCGAAGUCCCACCAGAGCUCGCCGAGAUGGCCCGCUACGGUGGUGGUGGCGGAGGUGGUGGCUACCGCGGCGGUCGCGGUGGUGGCCGAGGCGGUGGUGGCGGCUACGGCGGUGGUGGUGGCGGCUACGGUGGUGGUGGUGGCGGCUACGGCGGUGGCGGUGGCAGAUACUAA
Messenger RNA from Dioszegia hungarica, 1446 nucleotides. Its product is annotated as DEAD-domain-containing protein. Gene Ontology annotation, cellular component: nucleus; ribonucleoprotein complex; cytoplasm. Bases 1 to 1446 code for a protein of 481 amino acids. Gene Ontology annotation, biological process: rRNA processing. The transcript has 8 exons. NCBI's taxonomy places the organism in Eukaryota, Fungi, Basidiomycota, Tremellomycetes, Tremellales, Bulleribasidiaceae. Gene Ontology annotation, molecular function: RNA binding; RNA helicase activity; ATP binding. The record is from RefSeq and is a predicted model, not a curated record.